CAGAUCAAACCAGUCAACUAAGACAUGAAGCAAGGAAACGAAUCCUCCAUUACUGAUUUCAUUCUCCUGGGCCUCUUCUCAGACUCCAGGCAUCCUGGCCUUCUCGUCACCAUAAUUCUCGUUAUUGUUGGGGUAGCCAUCACUGGAAACUCAGUCUUGACCCUACUGAUCUGGGGUGAUGCCCAUCUUCACACCCCUAUGUAUUUCCUACUCAGCCAGCUCUCUCUCAUGGACCUCACCCUAAUCUCCACCACUGUCCCCAAGAUGGUCACUGAUUUCUUUUCUGGACAGAGUUUCAUCUCUCGCAUUGGUUGUGGAGCACAGAUAUUUUUUUAUGUGAUGCUAGGAGUGGCUGAGUGUGUUCUCCUGACACUCAUGGCCUUUGACCGCUAUCUGGCCAUCUGCAGCCCCCUCAGAUACCCAGUCAUCAUGACCCCCAGAGUCUGUUUGCAAAUGGCCAUUGGUUCAUGGACUGGGAGUAUGCUCAUCUCCCUUAUGCACACAGUUUAUGCCAUGAAUUUCUCUACUUGUGACUCCAGAAAAAUUCACCAUUUCUUCUGUGAAAUUAUGGCCCUUCUGAAGCUCUCUUGUGAGGAUACCUCAACCUACGAGAAGGUGGUAUUAAUAACUGGCAUUGUUUUCCUCCUUAUACCUUUUGGACUCGUCUUGGCCUCCUACAUCCUCAUCUUUCUCACUGUCCUCCAUAUGAACUCCACUGAGGGCAGACACAAAGCUCUGGCCACCUGCUCUUCCCACCUCAGUGUAGUGAGCCUCUACUUCGGUCCAGCUAUGAUCAUCUACAUGACCCCAGGUUCCUCUCUCCCCACAGAUGUGGACCAGCGUCUCUUUGUGUUUGAUGUUAUCAUCACCCCCAUGCUCAACCCCCUUAUCUACAGCCUGAGGAACAAGGAGGUACUGGGGGCUCUGAGGAGCAUUCUAUGGAGAAAGUUGAUAUUUAUGAAAAGAUGA
Molecule: messenger RNA, 969 nt
Organism: Odocoileus virginianus texanus
Lineage: Eukaryota; Metazoa; Chordata; Mammalia; Artiodactyla; Cervidae
Product: olfactory receptor 2T4-like
Biological process (GO): G protein-coupled receptor signaling pathway; detection of chemical stimulus involved in sensory perception of smell
Cellular component (GO): plasma membrane
Molecular function (GO): G protein-coupled receptor activity; olfactory receptor activity
Source: RefSeq, a predicted model, not a curated record